AUGGUCAAAUUCUAUCCCUCCCUCACGCAGGAACAUAUCGACUUCAUCACGAAACAGCCUCUCUUCUUUGUCGCCAGCGCGCCAUGGGCUGGUGAGCACGUCAACAUAUCACCCAAAGGACAUCCCUCAAAAUCGUUUGCCGUUCUAGGACCCAACACAGUAGCCUACCUCGACGCUACAGGCAGUGGCUGCGAGACCAUUUCACAUAUAUACGAAAAUGGCCGUGUGACGCUCAUGUUUUCCUCGUUUGGCCCUUCACCACAGGUCAUGCGGCUGUUCUGUAAGGGCAAAGUGGUGGAGAAGUGGGAUCAGUACUUUAGCCAAAUCCGAGCAAAGAUGUCGACGGAAAAUGGAGAUGAUGUCGACAUCGCCGGUGUAAGAGCGGUGAUUGUGCUCAAGAUUCAAAAAGUGCAGACGAGCUGUGGUUUCGGAGUGCCGCAAAUCGCCAGUGCAAAGACUGAUGGCACAGAUGCUGUCGGCGACGCUGUUGCUUUUGCCGAUCAUGAGCCUGGCACGCAUGAUGAUCAUGGCUUCAAGCCUCGGGAUACAAUGGAAGGCUGGGCUCGCAAGAUGAUAGAGAAGCAAGAACUGGGUGACUAUCAAAAGCAGUUCAACCAUCGAUCUCUGGACGGCCUUCCUGGGCUGAUGAGCGUGCGGCGGGCAUACGAUGAAAACAUUGCUGUCGAAGACACAAAGGCGUGGCUCAGGAAAGUCAGCAGGCAGGGGGAUGCUGUGGCUUUGGGUGUUGGCCUGGGUGUCUUGCUUAUGAUUUUGCUAAGUCUGAUUGGCAUCUUGAGCAUCAAGCCCAUAUUUCUCCAGCGGAUACUGAAUUUCCAGCAAAGGAAGAUGGGUGUACCAGAGGAUCACUCUUGGAAGAGCGAGCUUUGA
This is a messenger RNA of Bipolaris zeicola 26-R-13, 888 nucleotides long. RefSeq lists its product as uncharacterized. The transcript has a single exon. Bases 1 to 888 code for a protein of 295 amino acids. The record is from RefSeq and is a predicted model, not a curated record. Lineage: Eukaryota; Fungi; Ascomycota; Dothideomycetes; Pleosporales; Pleosporaceae.